Messenger RNA from Impatiens glandulifera, 855 nucleotides. RefSeq names its product serine/threonine-protein kinase OXI1-like. The transcript is spliced from 2 exons. Gene Ontology annotation, molecular function: ATP binding; protein serine/threonine kinase activity. The record is from RefSeq and is a predicted model, not a curated record. The annotation marks the transcript as partial. NCBI's taxonomy places the organism in Eukaryota, Viridiplantae, Streptophyta, Magnoliopsida, Ericales, Balsaminaceae. Gene Ontology annotation, cellular component: plasma membrane; cytoplasm; nucleus. Gene Ontology annotation, biological process: protein phosphorylation.
CAUCCACAAACAGAGAAGAUGUUCUUUGAUAACUUCCUUAGAUUCUACGCUGCUGAAUUGGUCAUAGAAUUGGAAUAUUUACACGGAUUAAGAUUUGUAUACAGAGAUUUAAAGCCGGAAAACAUAAUGAUCCAAGAAAAUGGUCAUCUAAUGCUAAUCGAUUUCGAUCUCUCAACAAAACUCCCUAUAAAAUCUCCACAAUCAAUCUGUCUUACAACAAAACAAUCUCCGCUGGAAAAUAACAAGAAGAAGAAACAGUUAUUCCGAUUUCAGAAAUAUCGCAACUCCGACAUAACACCAGAAGACGAUUCAACAACAAUAAUAACCAUACCUGAACUCGCUUCCAUCCCUACAAAAUCAGACUCGUUCUUCGACACGGAGGAGUAUAUUGCGCCGGAAAUUAUACAUGGAAACGACCAUGAUUUUGUCGUCGACUGGUGGUGCUUAGGUAUUAUUCUAUACGAGAUGUUAUACGGUAUAACUCCUUAUAAAGGAAUAAACAGAAAGGAUACCUUUGACAAAAUACUUCAUAAAUCGCCAUGUCUAGUCGGAGAGACGACGUUUCUACGAGAUCUAAUCCAGAAGCUUCUCGAGAAGGAUCCGAUGAAGAGGUUAGGGAUUGAGGAGAUUAAACGACAUGAUUUCUUCAAAAGUGUUGAUUGGGAAUUGAUCGGGAAGAUUUCUAGACCGCCGUAUUUGCCGAUUGAAGAAGGGGUGAUGAAAGAGAAUGGAGAAAUUGAUGUGGAGAGAUUUGUGCAGAGAGUGUUUGAGGAAGAAGAAGAGAUGAAAGAAAAGGAAAUGACGGUUAUUGAUAAUAUGUAUGUAUUAAUAAGGGUUUUCGAAAACUGUUACUAA